Molecule: messenger RNA, 1616 nt
Organism: Erythranthe guttata (spotted monkey flower)
Lineage: Eukaryota; Viridiplantae; Streptophyta; Magnoliopsida; Lamiales; Phrymaceae
Gene: TAP46
Product: 2A phosphatase associated protein of 46 kD
Biological process (GO): regulation of dephosphorylation; regulation of signal transduction
Cellular component (GO): cytosol
Molecular function (GO): protein phosphatase 2A binding
Source: RefSeq, a predicted model, not a curated record
UUGUCAUCCCAUGACCCAGUUAAAAGAUGGACUCGGGUCAACCCGACAACCCGCCCCAUGAAAUGAACGACGAAUCACUCUAACCAGCUCCUUCUCUCUCGCAAUCCCAAAUUCCUCUCAGAUUCCACUUUCACCCUACCAAAUCUCUCUUUGCUUUGCCAUUUUUACACUUUUCAGUUUUCCGAUUACAAUCAAAAUUCGAUGGUGGAAUUAAACAUGGAGGAGAUGUCUCUGCCUGCUCUUUACGAGAAGUCUCGAAAAAUUCACCAGGCGGCAUCCGAUUCUUCGGUUGAUCAGGAUACUCUGAAGAAAGGUUGCGAAUUGUUGAACAAGUGCGAGGAGAUGAUCGCGAAAUUAGGGUUGUUUUCGGUUAACGAGUCCAAGGAUGAUAUCAGCACGAAUAAUCUCAAAUAUAUUCUCGUACUGUAUUAUCUUGGUGAACUAACAGAAAAAAUUGCUGAAGGGGACAGGAUUCAAGUCCUUAAAUCUUCGCAGGCCAAGUUAAAGGAAUUUAUCUCAUUCUGUGAGGUGAUGGAGCUUGUACCAGCAGACGAACUGGAAUCAUCAGCCCAAGCUAUGGGAAAUGCAUCUACUGAUCGGAGAGCUAAGAAGAUUGCACGGUUCAAACGCCAAAAAGCUGCUGAAUCAAAAUUACUUGAAAUAAGGGAGCGGAAGGAACGCCGUGGACGUUCAACAAGAGCAUCUGCAUUAUCUACCCCUGUUGAGGUAGGGGAAGAUGAUAUGGAGGACGAUGAUGGAGAAGAGGAAAGGGAGGCGUGGCUCAUCACCAUCUCCUUGGCACUUUGCAAGUCAUUUGAUCUGCUGGAAAUGCUGAAGAAAGAGGAAGAAAUGCUCUCUGCUAUAAGGGAAAGACAGUCACAGGAAGGAGAUAACGAACUUUCACAGUCUAUACUCGACGAGCGUGCCAAGAAAGCAGAAGCUUGGCAUCGUGACGCUGCUACAAGGGCUCGAUAUACAAAACCCACAGUUCCAAUCACAUGUGCUACUUUUGCUCAAGACGUUUUAGAGGGUAGAGCGGACGUUUCCCAGUUUCACGACCACAAGCACCAGCCAAUGCUAUUCGGACCAGCCAGCCUCGUAGGUAAAAACCCAACAAGCGAGAGGGAGAGAAUAGCAGCUCAAGUUUUCCAGCCUUACCACAGAUUACCAACAAUGAGCAUAGAGGAAGCUGGAUUAAAGGAGAUGGAGAUUAUGAACACAUGGCAAGAGAGCACUAAGAAGCUAAUGGAAGAAGCUAACUCAUCAUGGUAUAACGAUAACAAACCACCUAGACCAGACGAGGAGGAAGAUGAAGAUGAUGACGCUGCCCAAGAUAAGGCAAGGGCAUGGGAUGACUGGAAAGACGAUAAUCCUCGCGGUGCGGGUAAUAAGAAGCUCACUCCUUGCGGCUAAUUCGAGAAAUAUGCAAUAAUAAUAUACUACAAGUUAUUUAAGUUUCCUAUAUGAUUAUUAACAUUUUAAUUGCAAUUUUGUUCAAUUGUUAAGAGUCUUGCUGUAUGUUGACUGUAGCUGAUGAUAAUACUGGGAAUGUAAGGAUUACAUUUGAAUGUCGUACAGGCCAAACCCAUUAAUAAUGUAUUCGCAAGUUCUCGUAA